Messenger RNA from Owenia fusiformis, 1531 nucleotides. NCBI's taxonomy places the organism in Eukaryota, Metazoa, Annelida, Polychaeta, Sabellida, Oweniidae. The record is from the annotation of a GenBank genome assembly.
AUAAAGGCCAUAUUGAUAUAUAGCGAUUGUCAAAAUAAUAAGCCAAAAAGCAUAACUUAAGAUUCUAACAAAGAGAAUAAGAAUAUUCUACUCCCACAAUGCAACAGAAUCAACUGAAACACGAAAAUGGGUGUGCACGUAGUUGUUACUAUUGGAGAUCUUUUUGGCUUGCAACAAUGUGCCUUUUGCCGGGAAUGUCAAAAUUCGCUAGGAUUGGUGUGCUUUGGGGCUGGAUCACUUUGAUAAUACUAUUAAGUUCUUUGAUUAUUCGAUUUGCUACAUUUGGUCCCGAUCAAACAGAAUCCUCACCCGGUGACCAGAGAAUUGUGGGUAAAGUCACAAACCUCAUGUGUCAAAGUGUCAAAGUAACCAAUCGAGAGAAACAUGCGAUUGACGUAUAUACAUCUGAUGGUGUACCACCAAUCCUUCAAAAUAAAACAUUCCAGAUUCUCACGCGCUCUACAAAUGUGUAUGACAAUGAAAAACAUGUUCAUUGGACAUUUACUUUGAUUUCUGGUACACGUGGGGUUGUCAUGACAACAACUUCGGCUAAUGUUGAGUUUGUCAUCUUCCAAGGGAGACACAACCUUAAUCUAUUCUUGGGAAAAGUACGGAGGCAACGCUGCAACAAUAGAUGCUUUUUACAAUAUCACAAAUACAAAGAAGGAACACAUCGUGCAAAUCUAUCUGUAUCUACAACGGAGGACUAUUUCUUUUUGUACCGCCGAUCAAAAGCCUCUGCACAACCUGGGAUAAACUUCAGCAAAAUCAAUGUUACAUUUAUCCUCAACAGAGCCCUGUAUAACCUAUCGAAUUCCAAUCAUGCAUGCACGCUAUCAACAUUGGGCAACUCAUCAUCAAUGUGUGAUGUGGAUUUGCCAUAUAUGACCAACCGACAAGUUGUAAUCACUUAUGAUCCAAAAUCGGACACAGAAAAUAAUAUCAAGGUCGUAACUGAGUGCUAUCCACGAAUCGGAAUUUACAUGGUAUUUUUUCUAGUUAUCCCAUUGGUUGUUGGUGCAAUGGUUUCAGGACUGAUCAUGGUGCUAUGUAAGGAAAAUGAAUGCUGCGGGAAACGACUGACAAUGGAAAACCAGCAAGCAACAGUUCCUACAGUAAAUGUGCCUUAUGAAAAUGCUACACACAGUGACUUGUUCUCUAGUCCAGAGUAUAAAGGCACAGUAAGCUUUGAACCUCAGGAUUAUGGUUCAACUAUGACAAAGAAAUAUUAAAUCCUAAAUUUAUGGCCUAACUAUGGAUAAUAAAAAAGACAUGAAUAAAUGACAUAUUAAAUCUUAAAGUUAUAGCCCAUCUGUGAAAAAGACAUAUUAACUCCAGAGUUAUAGUCCACCUAUGAAAAAGACAUAUUAACUCUAGCGUCAUUAUACAACAACUGUGAAAAGUGUACAUAUAUAUUAACUCUUUACAGUCUGACUAUAGAAAUAAACAUACCAACUCCAGACAUAUAAAUCAUAGUUAUUGUCAAAACUUUGAAAAAGACAACCAUGACAAAGACACACAUUUGAGUCUA